AUGUGUGAAAUCUCUAGUGGAGAGAGAUUGAGAGAGUGUGUGUGUGUGUGAGAGAGAGCGAGAGAGAGAGAGCGUGCGCAGAAGGACCGGGGAUGAUGUGUGUUGUGAUGUGGAGUGGAUUUGACCGGCAGUGACCGUGAGGGGGAACCCCGGCGCGUGCAGUUGUGAUUCAAGCCCAUGCUGCCGCCGCCUGACAAGGAGCUGUCCACCCGCUCUGGUGCUGAACUCAACCGCAAGACGCAGUAACGCGCAGCCGCCGCAGGAGCUCAUCCAAGACUCAGCUGUAAAGUAAACAAAAAAAACUCACUGUUUACCUACACAUGUGUUUACAUGCAUGUAUACGGAUCUGAAGCCAGUAAAACACACGGCAGGCAGCAUGAUGAGUGGACUUCCCCCCGCCCGCGGCGUCACUCCGGCGGUCUGAGCCAAAAGCGGCGCACCGGACCGGAACCCAGCGGAGCCUCCGUAGAUGCGGAGAGCGAGAGAGGCUUUCGAUAAGUGAGUGGCGAUUGACGGUUCGUUGUGCGUGGACUGGAGUGCUGCAAGCUCCCUGUCUGACCUCGCGCUUUUGGGGAACACGCGGACCCGCUUGGUGCGCAGACUGAUUCAGACAGCACCUUUGGGCGCACUGGACUUCAGUGAGGUGAAUGCUGACGACACCGUUGAAAUGUUACCAAAAUCAAGAAGAGCUCUUACCAUUCAAGAGAUUGCUGCAUUAGCGCGAUCCUCCCUGCAUGGUAUUUCCCAGGUAGUGAAAGACCAUGUGACCAAGCCCACAGCAAUGGCGCAGGGCAGAGUGGCCCACCUGAUUGAGUGGAAAGGCUGGUGUAAGCCUAUAGACACUCAAGCAGCCCUGGAACCAGACUUCAAUUCUUAUUCUGAUCUUACUGAGGGAGAACAGGAGGCACGAUUUGCUGCUGGUGUGGCAGAGCAGUUCGCUAUCGCAGAGGCGAAGCUGAGAGCCUGGUCCUCUGUGGAUGGUGACGAGUCCAACGAUGACUCAUAUGAUGAAGACUUUCUGCCUGCCAACGAGCCUAGCACACAGAGCACAGAUGUGCCCUCAUAUCCUCCCUACUUGAAGGACCUAAUCCACAGCCAUCUUUGCCAACAUCUAGGUCUACGAGGUCCCUGCUGCGAGGGUGGAAGUGGAAGUGGCGAGGGAGGUGGCAGCGGAGAGCCGUCCCCCACGGCAGGCUCCCCAGAUACCCUGUGCUCCAGCCUCUGCAGCCUGGAUGAGCACCACCCACUGCUGCGUGACCUGGGCGGCCACCAUGGCACCCACUCCCACAGCAAUGUCGCCGAGCUUGCUGCAAAGAUCCUGUCAGCACUGCAGGGAGGGGAGGAGCUGUUGGCCCGACUGCAGAGAGUGGGGCAGAGUGGGCCCGGUGGGGGGGACUGUGUAUUCCACAGCUUGGGCGGAGGUGGGCGGGGCGUUAGGCCCUGCAGGGGUCAGGACUCUCCUUGCUUCUCCAUGUCUUACUCCGAGACGUACCUGUCACCAGGGGAGGACGACGACACCCCCUGCAAGGACUAUGAGAACACCGUGUGCCAGGUGGAGGCAGAGGCAAAUGGGGUGGAGUUCCCGCCGAACUACGACCUACGCCGGAGGGUCUCUGACGUGGCCUCCUCUGGUGUGGUGUCACUUGAUGAAGAGGAUGAAGAAGAGGAAGAUGAAGAGAGGGCAGGAGAACCAAACAACCAAUGACUCCUCUCUUUCCACAUCAGCAUUACAUGCCUCCAAACUGUUACGAGCAUUUUCUUUAUUUUGCAUCAACCACCCUCCGCGGUGUUUUCUUUAAAUUUUAACAAUUGCGCAUGUAUGGUUUUUUUCCUCCUCUGUCUAAAAAUGUAAAUCAUCUUCUUCGUCUUUGCCUUACUUGCAGCAGGUUAAAACUCCUCCUCUCCACCUCAUAACUGCUUCGCCCUCCGCCAGUGUAUCAACACUAAUUUCUUUGAAGGCGUCCAAACAAUCUUUUUUAUCAGUGUGAGAACAGGAGAAAUGGAUCAAUGACGUACUUGUGGUCACAGUUUUUUGGCCCCUCCCUCCUGUGAAAAGUAACUCCAAACAUUGAUGCUGUGUUGCUAGGCAGACAGAACGACCAAGUCCAAAACUCUGACUUUUCUCUUGUGCAUGUGUUUCUCAAGUGCUGACGCCGAUGGGCUGACGAGGUCCCGAGCACGGUUUAUAAUCUCAGCUCUUCUGUGUAACCCACGCCCAUCUCUCCAGCAUCUCCCCCAGUGGGGGGCGGGGGCAGGUUGACCACUGCAUCCUUGGACUUGCCCUUACCUCCUCCACCUCUCCCUCCCUCCCUCCCUCCCCCACUCCUUUGCAAGAGACAAAAUCGCAUCCUUUGGGCAUGGCUUGCUGAGUUUGCCAAAACCGUUUUUUAACCCUGUCACGUCCAAUUAUGAGCAAAUGCUGGAAUGUCUUUACAGUGACAGGGCAUAGUAUGUAUUUUAUGUAAAGUUGAAAAAAAAGAUUUGUCACAAAGGGAAUGAUGGAAUGAUUUUAUUGUACUAGUUUUUUUAUCACCCAAACACAUGUUGUUGUUCUAAUCAUCCUGAGCGUCGUUAUGAUGGACAUCUGCCGUAAUGAUCAGCUAUAGCUACUGGAUACGUUUGAGGUUCUGUGGAUUCCUGUGUGGAAGUCACGAGAACUUUGGUUGUCUUUAAAAAAAAAACAUUACACAACAGCAGCAGCCAACAGUCGACAACAAACACAAAGAGAAUGUUCCUGAAGCAACUCUUCCGCACCACGUGUUUGGCAGGAAGUAGCACAGGUUGAAGCGAGAGAUGAGUUGCAUUGGAGAUUUUCUAUAUUUUUGUAUGCGUUGUCUUGCUUGAUCUCUUUGCCUUUGCGGCGUGCCAGUGUAUGUGGUUUUUUGCACGAAGCUACUGUGGCUGUAGAUUUCUUCUUUUUCUUCGUUAUCACUAUGUGAUAUAGUCUACUGGGAAAAAACGAUUAACCAAUGUGAACACAAACGUUUCUAUGAUUUUAUUUUUCAUUUCAAAAGAGGAUACUGUGAUCUGGUUUGUUAUCGCCAUUUGUCACCAUCCUCAUGAAGAGCUCUUGAUUUUCUUUUGUAAAAAUUAAAAAAAAAUGCUCUUCUUUAUCUUAUUUCUUUUCUCUCAUACUGACUUGUGAAAAAAAAAGCUUUGCCUCUUAAUAUACACCGUUCCCUUUUUUUCUAUGAUGUUUCCAAAAGGGCAUGUUAACAUGACACAUGCAGAAACUUCCAUCUCCAUGGUGAUGUGAGGAACCCCAUUGAGGUUCCCCCAGAGGGACUGUCAUUCAUACAACUCAGGAAAUCCCAUUGGACCAGAGCAUCAACGCAUAACACCACAUGAUCCUCCAUAUUUGUGCGUGUGUGAUUGGUGCAAAAGUUAUUGUCUACAAAUAAUUAAAGCACAGAUGAAUUCCCUGCAUUCUUCUUUCAUGUGGCGUGACUGUGCAGAAAGUGGGUGUGGUCGACGUUCUGUUAUUGUGUGGCUGUAAUGUACGAUGUCAUCAAGCUACUGGAGCUUGCACUGCAUGUGUGUGUCUCAUUCCAAAACCCCUCAGAUGCAGCAAUUCCCUUUAAAAGAGUGUGUGGUGUAGCUGGGCUUUCGUUGGAGGCAGAUUUUUUUUUCCCUGGCACUGGAAAUUAAAAAUAUCAAAGAGAAAAUUCAAAGAUAAAGUAGUUUGAGGCAUUUUUUUAAUUAUGGUAAGGAGGAUAACAUUGCUAAUGGAGAGACUCAGUGACAGUGGCAACUCAGGGGGAACCAUUGAAGCUGUGCCUUUCAUUUGUCACAUUUCACCUCCCAAAUUGUACUGUCAUCAUCAUCAUCAUCAUCACCAUCAUCACAUCCACUCUUCUGUCACUCACAGUCCAAAGCUUGGCCUCCUUCCCCUUCUCUUUUAGCUAGAGAUGUGUAAAAUGCUGCUAACAUGAGUUGGGGCGAGGCCUCCAUGUAUCCUGUUUCGUCUCCUACUUGUGUCUCCUACGUGCGUCUCCUCUGUGCGCCUCCUGUGUGUAUCUCCUACGUGUGUCGCUCAGUGCAGCUGGAGGUUACAGCCCGCCGAUCUCUGUGACUGUCACAGUUGACAUUAAAAGCCGGGCCGAUGCUUUUGUGCAGACCUGCAUGGUGACGUGAGUGCAGCAUCGUUUGUUCCUCUUUUCAUUUAUCAGCUUGCUCUGUCCUCUGUCCUCUGUCCACUGCAUUUUCCCCUGUCUGUCUUGGUGAAUGUUUCCCUGUCCUGUCCCCAGGAAGAGAUGAGUGUGUAAGUUUAUGAAUGAGUGAGAGAAAGAGCGAGAGAAGACGUGUUCCUUGAAGUGACUUACUUAUGAGGAUCAUCCAUUCAUCCAUUCAUUCAUUCAUUCAUUCAUUCCCCACUGUCUAACAUGGAUCCCUUUGUAGAAAUUGCUCUUUGGCCGAGUUCCCCAUCUACUUGGCCUUUUUGAGAACAUCUUGUCCCCAUAGGAACGGAGCAUUUCCCGCUGACACACAAAGACAGCCUGACGAAUGUCUCCCCUCGCCAUCCUUCUCCCUCUGUCCUGUCAUUUUCUGCCUCCUCAUCCUCCCAUGCCCCCCCCCCCCCCCCCUUUUCUCUGCAUCCUUCCCUCUUUUCUCCCAUUCCCUCCCUCGCUCCUCUCUUUCUCGCCUUCCCUCCCUCUAUCCUGACAGUGGGGCACAUUACGUAACCAGGAGGACAUCUGAGUGCUACCUUUGCCGACAGACAAUUAGCCUCAAUUAUAAAAGCGCCUGACGAACAAGAGAUGCGUAUCUCUUUCCUGUCUGCCUCAUUUUCUCAACCCUCCUGUCUUUUUCCCCUUCACUUCCCUUCAUCGCUGCCACAAGCUUUUCUAAGUGGCAUUUUUUGAGGAAACUCUCCACCGUUUGUGGACAGGUGAUAAUAUUUCACAGCACAAUGACAGAUGACAUGUGACAGUCAGACACGCGUGUGUCUGUGGACAGUGUGCUCUGGUUUGUUGCAUCAAGCUAGCGGCGAUCCAAGGGAGUUUCGGGGGCCCCAGGUAAAAAAAGGGUCCUGGGCGGCUUCAACUAAAGGCUCAUUUCCACCAAUCCAAAUGGUACAGUUUAAAGUGUAUGGGUCAGAUGGUGAUAGCUACGUCAGCCAUGUUAGUAGCCUGAUGUCAAUGUGACACAGUGUUGCCCGUUAAUGAAUUCCGCAAAGAACAAUGCGACACAGCAAACACUUACUAUUUCCACCCUUUAGGAGCUGGUUCACAACUGAGACUUUAGAUCAUUUAUACUCUUCAUAAUGUUUUACAAUGAAAAUGCAAAAAACGACAGCAAAUACAGUAAUAGUUCAUGCAUUAAUAGUUUAUACAGAAGUUGACUGGUGUCAAGUAACUGUUGCUGGUAUUUAAAUGAUUAUUUUCAUUUUUGUGCAGUCUGGAAAAAACAUGGAAAAUUGGAUUUGCACAUUUUGUUGUUGGUAAAGAGUUUGUCAUUCACAUAUGACAUGUGUGAUGUUUAAAGGAGCUGGUGAAUAUUUGAAAACCAGGACUUUAAAUCCAGGACUGCUGGAAGGAGAAGUUCAGAAAAGUCCAGAUUAACUUUUGUGAAUAUUUUUGUUCUGACAUACAGUUACCGUGUACAACUUCAAGAACAUAUAUGGGCUUCAGUGCAGGUCUGAAAGCAGCUUUCAGUACUGAGAUCUGGGGCCCCAAGCAACUGCCUGCUAAGCCUACCAUACUGCCAUGCCCUUGGACACUUAUCAAGUGACCCAGAUUGUGUGUGUGUUAGUCUCGUUGUGUGAUAGUGACGGAAGCACCCAGUGCUAUGAAAAGACAUCAAAACAUCUGGUGGACAUUAUCAAGGCAGGAGGAUGGGUGCAUGAAUAUUCAACUGGUGGUGAUGCGCCCCGUCAUCACAUGGCCUACUUUCCAUUUUAGAACAAAGCUGCAGGGUCCAGGCCAGAGACCAGUCCUGCAGACCUCCAGCAGUGAAUAUUGGGAGCUAACCUGUAAUAAUAGCCUAGACAGAUGCCUCAGUUCCACAUAUCUCUGUGUCCAAUUUGCGAGACAACCUAUUUAAUUUUUGUGCUGAAAUGUGCCUCUUGUAAGUUGAAAAAGUCACAUUUUGCAGAAAAAAACCAAGUAAACAGAAAACAAACUUUAUAAUGGUUACAACUAAAUAAAUGAAGUGCAUUCAAAUUAAGAAAGCAAGUUGUCAACAUCUCCUUGCUAAAGUUAGUUUGAGUGAACUUGCCUGUCAACCAUUUUCUUUUUCAAUGUGUGUGAUUAUAUAAUUAAAUAAAGACUUUGUCAGCUAGUUGAACACA
This is a messenger RNA of Solea solea (common sole), 6289 nucleotides long. RefSeq names its product family with sequence similarity 131 member Ab (gene fam131ab). NCBI's taxonomy places the organism in Eukaryota, Metazoa, Chordata, Actinopteri, Pleuronectiformes, Soleidae. The transcript is spliced from 6 exons. Bases 668 to 1705 code for a protein of 345 amino acids. The record is from RefSeq and is a predicted model, not a curated record.